This is a messenger RNA of Sciurus carolinensis (gray squirrel), 2941 nucleotides long. RefSeq names its product phosphoribosylaminoimidazole carboxylase and phosphoribosylaminoimidazolesuccinocarboxamide synthase (gene Paics). Gene Ontology annotation, molecular function: phosphoribosylaminoimidazolesuccinocarboxamide synthase activity. Gene Ontology annotation, biological process: 'de novo' IMP biosynthetic process. NCBI's taxonomy places the organism in Eukaryota, Metazoa, Chordata, Mammalia, Rodentia, Sciuridae. The record is from RefSeq and is a predicted model, not a curated record.
AUGGAGAGUGGAGUUGGGAAGCACUGGACUGAGGAGGAGGUUAAAGCUUUGCUAAGUGUCUGGGCAGAAAAAAACAUAUGGAAACAACUUUGUGGCACACUGAGAAAUAAAGGAAUAUUUAUUUACAUUUCUAAAAGGCUGCAAUCAUUAGGAGUAUAUUGAGAUAAAAAUCUCAAAUAUGAAUACAGAACUGUUAAAUAUGCCCACAACUCUGGAGAUAGCUCUAAAUCUAUGAAGUUCUUCCAUGAACUGGAUGUAAUCCUGCAAUAUGAACCUGCCACACAAUUAACAGAGGAGGAUGCAAACAGCAGGCACCUGGCAAUGCUGAGCCCAAGUACAGCCUCAGAGAUCACUGAAGGUACCUCUACAUCCAUAAUGAAGCCUCUUAAUAAUUCAACUUUUAUCCCAACUGCUGCAAAUGAAGGAGAAAAACACUGGACUAUGCCACAAGUCAGGGCUUUACUAGGCAUCUGGUCAGAUAAAAGCAUACAACAACAACUACAGGGGACAAUGAGAAACAAAAGAUAUUCACAAAUUGCUGCCAAACUUCAGAAAUUUGGAAUAGAGAGACACUGGAAGCGGUGUCGAACGAAGUACAAAAACCUGAAACACGAAUACAAGGUAGUAAGAAUGGCUCAGGACCUAGGCGUGAUUAGGAGUAUGGAAUUCUUUAAGUUGGAUGCUAUUCUGGGACCCAAGACUGAAAAAUCACAAGAACAAGAAUUUCAAGAUGGAGAACAAGCCACAGAAAGUGCUGAUGUAAAAAUGGAAGGAGACCACAUAGAAUUAUUUGAAGGUCAUACCAAAAGCCAAGAAAUUUUUAACAUCAAGAGAAAAGCACAUGAAGAUGAACCAAUGUCUACAUCUCUUAAGAAAACUGCUCUUGGGAUCAGUACAAAAAAGUUUUCUCAAAGCACAAUAUCAGAAUCAAAAUAUUCUACAGAAUGUUUCUUCAGACAGGACACCCAACUUUACCAGCCUCUACCUAGCGUGGUCGCUGCUCCCAGUCCAUUCAGGAUAAUGGCGACAGCUGAAAUACUGAACAUUGGCAAGAAACUCUAUGAGGGUAAAACCAAAGAAGUCUAUGAAUUGGUAGAUAGUCCAGGAAAAGUCCUCCUGCAGUCCAAGGACCAAAUUACAGCAGGAAAUGCAGCUAGAAAGAAUCAUCUGGAAGGAAAAGCUGCAAUCUCCAAUAAAAUUACCAGUUGUAUAUUUCAGUUAUUACAAGAAGCAGUCUUUUCUUUUUAUAACUUUUAAAAUCAAUAUGUAGGUAUCAAAACUGCUUUCACAAGAAAAUAUGGAGAAACAGCUUUCAUUGCGCCCCAGUGUGAAAUGAUUCCAAUUGAAUGGGUUUGUAGAAGAAUAGCAACUGGUUCUUUUCUCAAAAGAAAUCCUGGUGUCAAGGAAGGAUACAAGUUUUACCCACCAAAAGUGGAGAUGUUUUUCAAGGAUGAUGCCAAUAAUGAUCCACAGUGGUCUGAGGAACAGCUAAUUGCUGCAAAACUUUGCUUUGCUGGCGUUGUUAUAGGCCAAACUGAAGUGGAUAUCAUGAGUCAUGCUACACAAGAUUUUGAAAUAUUGGAGAAAUCCUGGUUGCCUCAGAACUGUACACUGGUUGAUAUGAAGAUUGAAUUUGGUGUUGACGUAACCACCAAAGAAAUUGUUCUUGCUGAUGUUAUUGAUAAUGAUUCCUGGAGACUCUGGCCAUCAGGGGAUCGAAGCCAGCAGAAAGACAAACAGUCUUAUCGUGACCUCAAAGAAGUAACUCCUGAAGGGCUCCAGAUGGUAAAGAAAAACUUUGAGUGGGUUGCAGAGAGAGUAGAGUUGCUUCUGAAGUCAGAAAGUCAGUGCAGGGUUGUAGUACUGAUGGGUUCAACUUCUGAUCUCGGCCACUGUGAAAAAAUCAAGAAGGCUUGUGGAAAUUAUGGAAUUCCCUGUGAACUUCGGGUAACAUCUGCCCAUAAAGGACCAGAUGAAACUCUGAGGAUUAAAGCUGAGUAUGAAGGGGAUGGCAUUCCUACUGUAUUUGUGGCAGUGGCAGGUAGAAGCAAUGGUUUGGGCCCAGUGAUGUCUGGUAACACUGCAUAUCCAGUUAUCAGCUGUCCUCCCCUCACACCAGACUGGGGAGCUCAGGAUGUGUGGUCUUCACUUCGAUUACCCAGUGGUCUCGGUUGCUCCACCAUACUUUCUCCAGAAGGAUCAGCUCAGUUUGCAGCUCAGAUAUUUGGAUUAAACAACCAUUUGAUAUGGGCCAAACUGCGAGCAAGCAUAUUGAACACAUGGAUUUUCUUGAAGCAAGCUGACAGGAAAAUCAGAGAAUGCAGUUUAUAAGAAAAAAUUUGUCAUUUCUUUUCUUUUUUUUUUUUUUUUUUUUUUUUUUGUUUUUUAGCAGAAAAAGUACAAAUUUCUAGUUUAGCUGCAGGAAAAAAAAGCAAGAUGAAAAGAUGAUUUUUAAAUCAGAAAACAAAAUUUAUUAGUGAAUAAACACUUCUCUAAGAUUGAAUUAAAAGAUCAACUGUUCACAUUAGUAUUCCUUAAUAGAUAGUGAAAUUAGUGUAGAAAUGUUUUCAGAUUAAUCUCUUACGAUGUGGUCACUGUUAGGUAGAAAUAUAUUUUAUAAAUGCUAAUAAAAUCCUGUUACAAAGCUCUAAAGUUAUUACUUCACCUUCUGUAUUAAAACCUGCAAGUUUUAGAAAGUAUUGAUUAUAUCUUAAGUGUUAAGAGUAACAGUUCUCUUUCAUUUAAUGGGCUUUACAAAUUCUGAGGGCAUGGUUUUUUAUUUAUUCCUCAGAAAAUGAGGUCAUGUACAUGUAUUUCUGCUGGGGUCCAGCCCUAGCAGCAGUCAGGGGUCCUAGAUGGAUGGGAGGCGUCUUGUGGUGGAGAAACAACAAACAGAGACACCAAGUGUUCUGAGGCUGAAUCUGAAUCUUUAUUGUACAGA